This is a messenger RNA of Nicotiana tabacum (common tobacco), 1498 nucleotides long. NCBI's taxonomy places the organism in Eukaryota, Viridiplantae, Streptophyta, Magnoliopsida, Solanales, Solanaceae. The record is from RefSeq and is a predicted model, not a curated record.
AAUAUUCACCAAAUCUCAUUUUUAAUCUUUAAGUGCCUCGUCAAGUAAUUCUCUCAAAAACCAUAAUGUCAAACGAAAUGUCGUCGUAGAUAUGCAGUAAACGCCAGAAAAACGGUGGCUCAAACGGGAGAAGUUUUAUUUUGUGUGUCGUAUAAUUUACAAGGCUCCUUUUCCCUCAAACGGCGGUGAAAUUAGUUGUACACGGCGGAAACCACCGUUGAGUUGAUCUCCGGUGUCGCAAAUGCCGAGCUCUUGUAGUAUUAGAGCUCUCUGGAUCCUCGCCAAUCAAGACACUGUUGUUUUCUCCCGGAGAUUUCCGGUUGUCGAGAAGAGGUGGCGGGCGGCGUGUGAGAGAGAUAAGAGUUUAAUCGAGGAUGAUUUGAAUUAUACUGGGGUGCCUGCUCUUCCUACUGAUUCAGAGAUAGCUGCUGCAUUCAUUGACCGCAAGAAAAGGGAGGGAUCUGCUCGUGGAUUUGGCAUUAGGAUAAACCAGUCAGUUGAAGGUUCAGAUUCCUGGGUUGAUGAUCCAAUUACGCGUCACAUAAUAAGUCUUUACACUAAAAAUGAACAGGAGGAAACAAAUCGUACUUUGUGGCCGCUUGUUUUGCACAUAAAGGACCACUACUGUAUCCUUGUACUGCCUUUAGUGGAACCUCAUCAUCUAAAAACAUAUAUAAGGAUGUGUAAAAGAUCUGACUGUGGAAAUGCUGUUGGAGCAGAUGAAAGUUUAUCAGCCCUCCUGCUUAAUCUUCCAUCCAUCACAGGGGCAUUUAUGGUGGGUCACAUGAUAGGAGACAUCAUAACAGGCAAUGUGACAGAACCUGAAAUAGUCAUAAGUGCAUCUCCAUCAGUGGGUGGGUUGUUGGAUUCUCUCACUGGAAGUAUUGGCAUCUCAGCAAGAGCAAAACCUGUAGCUGCUCCAGUUGCAGGAUCCACAGCUUCUGGAGCUGCAACCAGUGGAGCAAUGGCAUCUGAUACCCCAAAGAUUGGUUUGAGGCCCCUAGAUAGAGAUGCUAUUCGCUCUUUUAUAAGCAGUGCGAUGCCAUUUGGCACCCCUCUGGAUCUUAACUACACCAACAUUUCAGCUGUCAAGAUUAAUGGAUUUUCUCCAGCAGAUAUCCCUCCUGCAGACCAGAAGCAACCAGCAUGGAAGCCUUAUCUCUAUAGAGGGAAGCAGAGAAUUCUGUUCACAAUUCAUGAGACAGUCCAUGCUGCCAUGUAUGAUCGCGAUGAAAUUCCAGAUCGCAUAACAAUUUCAGGUCAAGUUAACUGUCGAGCGGAAUUAGAAGGGUUGCCCGAUGUGAUGUUCCCACUUAUAGGUUUGGACACUGCUCGUGUUGAGCUAUUAUCCUUCCACCCCUGUGCUCAAGUUCCAGAGCAUGGUAACGAGAAGCAAGCACUUAUGUUCUCACCACCAUUAGGAAAUUUCGUAUUGAUGCGUUUUCAGGCACUUUGUGGUAUGCGGCCUCCGAUCAAGGGUUUUUAUCAGCUUUCAAUG